Molecule: messenger RNA, 1413 nt
Organism: Suillus clintonianus
Lineage: Eukaryota; Fungi; Basidiomycota; Agaricomycetes; Boletales; Suillaceae
Exons: 3
Coding region: 235-1116 (293 amino acids)
Source: RefSeq, a predicted model, not a curated record
GGCGCAGUUCAUGUAUGUCAUGCAAGAGGAACAAAGCAACACAGCAUUGGCCGAGGGCGGAGUUUCAAUGAUGACCAACGGCAAGAGUCAGCGCCAUCCAGCGGCCAUCCACAUCACAGCACAUACCACCACCACCACCUCCACGUCUGAAGCAUCUCCCUUAUAGUUUUCAAAGAAAUCCAUAGUUUCCAGCUUAGACCUUUAAAUCUUUCUGAGCGACACAAAGCCGGAAGGAUGCGCCUCUCAAUACUUCCUGUCCUUCUUGCAGGGGCUGGUAUUGUCAGUCAAGUCACUGCGGAGCCUCUCCGUGUCUUAGUCGAGAGCCCCUCAAAUGCCAAUGCAAACAUUCGCUUCGGCCAUGCGCUUGCCAACGCCAACGUGAACGGCAACGAUGACUCUGACAACGUCGCCCGCUUGGUGCGCCCAAGCCUCACAAUCACCACCUCCACCGAAGUGAAGGGCAAGCAUCACUUCUGUGGUGCAUCCCUGAAAGCGAAGGCACUCCGCAUGUCAAACGCAUUCCGUCAUGCUCUCGGCCUUCCUCUCAUCGAGACGGGUGAUCAUGACGGAUUCAAGAGUGAAGUUAUCAGUAAAUCCGGUCCUGGAGUUCAUAUCCUUCCCAUGCCCUUGUUUGGGACACCCAUUACACCCAAAGUCCCUGCCAGUUCCUCUGAGGAGGAGAACUCAGGCGAUGUCAAGGAGCUCCUUCCUGACGGAUCCGUCGUGCGGAUUUAUCGCCACCAUGAAGGUGAAUCCCACCAUCGCCACCAUGAAGCUGGAUCACACCACCACAGCCAUCAUGACAUGAAGCACAAGAAAGCUGGGUCUUUCCUUAGGCGCGUUCACCGCGCCAUCAUGGCCCUCAGCCUAUGGGAGGGUCGCGCUGUUGCGUUCGUUCUUGGUUGCGGCAUCGGUGUCUUGCUUCGCAUGUUCUGGGUAAUGUCUGUUCUCGUGUAUCGCACCGUCAGAGGUGAGAGACCGGAGGAGGUCGGUCACGGAUUCAUCAUGUUCGAGCAUGAUGCAGAGAAUAACUUUGUGCCUCCCCCUGAAUACACGGACGAGAAGGUGAAGGUGGCCGAGGUUGAAGCUCAAGAGAUCGAGACUCUUGCGAAGUGAAUGUCACCAAUCCUCCCCAUUUGAAUCACUACAUGCCUAUGAAUAUUUUGUUAUCGCUCGUGUCCUGCGACUUUUACAUUCCACCCAGAUUCACUUCUUUUUCUUUCUUCGCCAGAUACAUACAUGGCUGGCUGGUCGUUUGGUUUGGAAAUGCCUCGUGUCCGUGCAUUUUCGACGGACUCUCACACUCCUUUGCCUUGUCACUGUGCACAUGUUGUAUUUUUGUUGCCUGGUGCUCGUAGUAACCUAGCUGUGUUCUGCUGUGAUCGCAUGUAAGACCAAUUCAAAAUGGCCAGC